Messenger RNA from Anolis sagrei ordinatus, 1861 nucleotides. RefSeq names its product adenine nucleotide translocase lysine methyltransferase (gene ANTKMT). Gene Ontology annotation, cellular component: mitochondrion. The record is from RefSeq and is a predicted model, not a curated record. Gene Ontology annotation, biological process: peptidyl-lysine trimethylation; positive regulation of proton-transporting ATP synthase activity, rotational mechanism; regulation of mitochondrial ATP synthesis coupled proton transport. Lineage: Eukaryota; Metazoa; Chordata; Lepidosauria; Squamata; Anolidae. Gene Ontology annotation, molecular function: protein-lysine N-methyltransferase activity.
GGAAGCCUGUUUCUAGGAGAAGGAGAGGGCGGUGAUGGACCGAGGCCUUUUCCUUUUUCUUCCUUGCCUAUUUAAGGAAGAAGGAGCCUACCAGCUGUUAGGGAUUGUGGGAGUUGAAGUCCAAAAUAUCUGGAGGGCCUAAUUUGGCCCAAGCCUGGUUUAGAGGGCAUGCUGAAUAAGUUUGCAGUUGAGACCACAUUAGGAGGGAUGGCAGGGGACAGGAUCAAAGUUCACAAUGGCCUCAACAGAUUAGGGAGAUGAUUGGCCAAAACCAAUGCAAUGAAUUUCAACAAGGACAAAAGUAGGAUGUUACUCUUAGGCAGGAAAAACGAAAUGCAAAGAUACAAGAUGGGUGACACAAAGAAUCCCAUGUGAAAAAGAUCUUAGAGUCUUCGUUGAGAACAAGGUGAACAUGAGCCAAGGAUGUGACGCAGCAGCUCCAAAAGCCAAUGGGAUUUUGGGCUGCAUCCAUUUUGGGCUUCAAAUGGUCCAGCAGGCAGCAGCCAGGUUGUUAACUGGAGCAGUGCUCACGGAGCACACAACUCCACUGUUGCGUCAACUCCACUGGCUGCCAGUUUGCUACCGGGCACAAUUCAAAGUGCUGGCUUUAGGCUAUAAGGACCUAAACGGUUCAGCCCCAGCUUACCUGUCCGAACGUAUCUCUCCCUAUGAAUCAUCUAGGAAUCUAAGAUCGUCUGCUCUCGAUCCUGCCUUCUUCCCAGAUGCGCCUGGCGGGGACAAGAGACAAGGCCUUCUCAGUGAUGGCCCCUCGGCUGUGGAACUUCCUCCCUAAGGAUAUUAGAUCAGCCCUUUCCCUUCUGACCUUCUUUGAACAAGCCUUUGGAAAUGCAGUGCAAUAGACAAACACAGAAAUAUGUAACACUGAAACAUGGAACGGCUUAGACAAUGCUACUGGAAAAUGAAAUUAACAGGAAGACAUUGACAUGGAUCCCGAAGAUGCAGGAGAAGCGGCAGCUGAGUUGCAAGGCAAAACCGUGGAUGGCUGGGGCCUCUUCCAGAUUGCUGCCGGCACCGGCUUGACUGCUUACGUCGUCUGGGCAGGGAUUCUUAUGCCAGGAUUCCGCAAAGUGCCUUUAAAGCUGCAGGUGCCUUAUGUUCCAGCAAGUAUCAAGCAAGUAGAGAAUGUCAUGUCACUGCUGAAAGGACGCUCAGGAAAGAUGGUUGAUUUGGGAUCCGGAGACGGCAGAAUUGUAUUGGAGGCCUACAAGCAAGGCUUCAGGCCAGCCAUCGGCUACGAACUCAAUCCAUGGCUUUUGCGAUGGUCCGGCUAUCGUGCCUGGAAGGCCGGCUGCUACGGAAAGGUCUCUUUCCUUCGAGAAGAUCUUUGGAAGGUGAAUCUCUCAGACUGCAAGAAUGUCACAGUGUUUCUGGCUCCCAGUGUGUUGCUGCUUCUGGAGAGGAAGCUGCUUCUGGAACUUCCAGAGGAUGCUCGCGUUGUUGCAGGCCGCUUCCCUCUCCCCAACUGGAUCCCAACCACAACAGCUGGAGAAGGAGUGAACCAAACCUGGGCUUAUGAUAUCAAGAUGAUACGGGGAAUUCAGCAGGACAAAUCAGAUGGAAGCCCAGUCUAAGAACUGGCCAGCUUAGAAAGUUAUGAUUGCAAAGAGGCUAUUGUUGAGCCUUUGGACUCCAUAGUGGGAAGUGGAGAUAUGAACUCCUCCUGCCACCUUCCUCCCAAAGAAAUCAUUUGAACUGGGAUUUUUCCCAUUAGAACAAAGCUUUCCAGACUUUACUGUAUCAGCUGCUAGCUGCAAGUGUGUCGCACGAAUUUAAUGAGAAAUUUCUGAAUCUAUGUGAAAUAAACAAUUUUUGAAAAUAUAAAUGGAAGAUUUUCACAAGA